AUGUCUGUGGAUGACAUAAUGCGUUCAAUAUUGGACGAUCUCCCAGAAGCUGGCAACUUCAGCUCUAUCGAAAGCUCUUCCAGUGGCCAACACAGUGUGGUCAACCUGGAGCAGCCCAGAGCCCAGUACUGUGUGGGGGACACCUUGAGCGUGCAGGUGAACGUGAAGGACUACAGGGGGAACCCAAAAGCGCAUGGAGGCGACUUCAUCCUGGCCCGGAUCCACUCUCCCAAACUCCAGGCUUCUGCAUCAGGACAAGUCACUGACCUGCUCAAUGGCUCCUACCGUGUGAGUUUCCACCUGUUCUGGCCUGGAGACGUAUUGGUGUCCGUGAUUCUCAUGCACUCCUCUGAGGCAGUUGGGAUCCUCAGGAGAAUCAGUGCGCACAACUAUGAUAAGAUCAUAUACACCGGAACCUUCUAUAGAGGUAAAGAAAAGGAGCAAUCUCGGUGUGGCGUCCGGCUUAAAUCGGACAAGCCCCUCUGCGAGUACAGAAAGAAGGAAGAUGCGGAGUACUACGCCUGCAUCCCACCCAAAACCCUUCCCUGCAGCACCCUGAGGACCAUGCGAUGGUCUUCCUCCUCCUGCCAGACCGGCAGCUUCUUCAGUGCAGACGCCAUUAGCAGAUGCCUGAAGGACAAGAAGCUGAAACUCAUGGGAGACUCCACUGUGCGUCUGAAAUAUGUGAACCCAUAUGAUACUCAUUACUUUGCCCUGGCUGUGGACCCCAAAAAGAACAUCUCUGUCCAGUGGAAAAUGCAUGGCCAUCCUUUUGUCACUGGCUACAACGUGGUUAAAGAUCAGUGCGGGUACAUUUCCGAAGAAGUAGACAGAGUAGCUGUUGGUGAUGUGGUGGUCAUUGGAGUGGGACAGCAUUUCAGGCCCUUUCCCCUGGAGAUCUUCAUCCAGAGGCUGAUCAACAUGCGGAAGGCCAUCCUGAGGCUCCAGGAACGUAGCCCCCAGACCCUCAUCGUCAUCAAGCUGGAGAACACCAGGGAGUUUAGUUCAACAAUGACCCACCUGAGUGACUGGUUUGGCUAUAUGCAGAACCUGGCUCAGAGAAAGGUGUUCAGGGACCUGAAGGUGGUGCUGGUAGAUGCCUGGGACAUGACAACAGCGGCUAACACCUUCGCAAUCCACCCUAACACCAUUAUUGUUUCCAAUGAGAUAUCUCUGGCUCUGUCACACCUCUGUCAUAAUACAUAG
Messenger RNA from Conger conger (European conger), 1206 nucleotides. Its product is annotated as NXPE family member 2-like. Lineage: Eukaryota; Metazoa; Chordata; Actinopteri; Anguilliformes; Congridae. Bases 1 to 1206 code for a protein of 401 amino acids. The transcript has 3 exons. The record is from RefSeq and is a predicted model, not a curated record.